AUGGAAGCAUACGAGAAUGCCAAGUUGUACAAGGAGAGAAGCAAGCUUUACUAUGACAAGAAGUUGAUGAAGAAGGAAUUCCAGGAGGGUCAACUUGUCAUUCUUUACAAUUCAAGGCUCAAAUUGUUUCCCGUAAAGCUUAGAAUAAGGUGGAGUGGUCAUUUUGAAGUCGUGCAAGUAUUCCCCCAUGGUGCUAUAGAAAUCAAGAAUACAAGAGAUGAGAGUACUUUCAAGGUCAAUGGCCACCGAUUGAAGCUAUAUUUGCUAGCAAGUGUGGGAAAUGAAGAGGAGGUCAUUUGCUUUGUGGAUGCUCCUCUUGCUGCUCAUCAUUGA
Argentina anserina (silverweed cinquefoil) is the source of this 333-nucleotide messenger RNA. RefSeq lists its product as uncharacterized. Lineage: Eukaryota; Viridiplantae; Streptophyta; Magnoliopsida; Rosales; Rosaceae. The record is from RefSeq and is a predicted model, not a curated record. Bases 1 to 333 code for a protein of 110 amino acids. The transcript has a single exon.